Messenger RNA from Penicillium vulpinum, 996 nucleotides. RefSeq names its product putative short chain dehydrogenase/oxidoreductase. The transcript has 2 exons. Gene Ontology annotation, cellular component: intracellular anatomical structure. Gene Ontology annotation, molecular function: oxidoreductase activity, acting on NAD(P)H, oxygen as acceptor. The record is from RefSeq and is a predicted model, not a curated record. Lineage: Eukaryota; Fungi; Ascomycota; Eurotiomycetes; Eurotiales; Aspergillaceae. The coding region runs from base 1 to 996 and encodes 331 amino acids.
AUGUCUUUCAUUCCUCGAGUAUUGGCCCCCGGUCGUACACGACUAGCUCGAGUUGCUGUCACUGCUCCUCGCUCUCUCUUUUCCUCAUCAGCCGGCUUGUGCUCGCCUUCUAAGAGCUCGUUUAACCCUCACGAUAUCCACAAUGUAACUCACAGCCCGGAUCACAUUCAAUCAAAGUUGCCUGCGAAAGAGCUUUUGCGCAACAACCAUCGCUUUAGCGAAUUUGAUCUUGAGGGCCGCGUAUAUGCUAUCACUGGUGGUGGACGAGGGUUGGGGCUGUCAAUGGCAGAAGCAUUGAUCGAGGCCGGGGCAAAAGUGUAUUGCCUGGACCGCCUCGAGUCCCCACAUCCAGACUUCCUCGUUGCUCAGCAAAAGGCUAAGAGCGACUACGGCUGUAGCUUGGAGUACAUCCGCAUCGAUGUACGCAACAACAUUGAAGUCAACAACACAUUUGCAGCCAUUGCAGCGCAAGAAGAGCGAUUAGACGGUCUAAUCGCCGCAGCUGGGAUCAACCACCUCCAAAGUGCACUGGAGCACUCCCAGCAGGCUUUAGAUGAGGUGAUGUCGAUCAAUUAUACUGGAGUGUUCAAUUCAGCCACCGCCGCUGCACGCCAGAUGUUCAAAUACCAACAGACGGGCUCGAUUCUACUAGUAGCCAGUAUGAGUGGCCUAAUUGCCAACAAGGGCAUGACCUCGCCCGUGUACAAUUCGUCUAAGGCGGCGGUUAUCCAGUUGGGUCGUUCUCUAGCUAUGGAAUGGGGUCGUCAUGGCAUUCGUGUCAACAGCUUGUGCCCCGGGCACAUCAUCACCCCGAUGGUGGAUGAGGUAUUCAGGCAAAAUCCCGCUGCCAGGGCUACUUGGGAAGCGGAGAACAUGCUUGGUCGCUUGGCGAUGCCGGAGGAGUUCCGCGGUACAGCUCUUUUCUGUCUCUCUGAUGCGAGCAGUUUCAUGACGGGAAGUACUCUGCUCAUUGAUGGAGGACACACUGCUUGGUAA